UUUUUUUUUUAAUAGUUCUUAAUAUUAUUAUUUUUCGGUUGUGAUUUUUAUUUUUUUCGCCGUUUUUUUUUUUUCAAAAACUCAAUUCUUCGUCAGCCGUUUCGCGCUCAGCACAAUCCUAACGAAUCCAUUUCAACCAUGCCUUGCUGCGGUGGUGAUGACGCGUCUGUGGCCAGCAAAGAGAUCGACAAGAAGCUCAAGAAGGACAACAAGGCAUUGAAAGAUGAACUGAAGCUACUUUUGCUUGGUGCUGGUGAGUCUGGCAAGUCCACGAUUGUCAAGCAGAUGCAAAUCAUCCACAAGGAUGGUUUCUCUGACGAAGACAGGAGCCAAGGCAAGCCCAUCAUCUUCGAGAACGUUCUCUCCUCAAUGAAGGUCAUCAUUGCUGCCAUGGAGCAGCUUGGCAUCAAGCUUGCCGACAGCGCCAACCAGACACACUGCGACUUUAUCAACGGCAAGGAGGAGUACGACAUGGAGCCCGAAGACUACAACGCCGAGUUCUUUGGCCACAUCAAGUCCCUGUGGGCCGACAACGGUAUCAAGGAGUGCUACAACCGCUCCAACGAGUACCAGCUGAACGACAGUGCAGGAUACUUUUUCGACAAUGUCAACCGACUGGUCGAGAAGGGCUACAACCCCAGCGAAAUGGACAUGCUUCGCAUGCGUAUUGUCACAACCGGUAUCUUUGAGACUCGCUUCCAAAUCAGCGGGGUCCAGUUCCACAUGUUUGACGUCGGCGGCCAACGCUCCGAGCGCAGGAAGUGGAUUCAAUGCUUUGGCGAUGUCACGGCCAUCAUCUUCGUGGUUGCAGCAAGCGCGUACGACCAAGUGUUGCGCGAGGACGCUUCCCAAAAUCGACUGCGCGAGUCGCUCGAGCUCUUCCAGAACAUCUGGAAGAACCGCUGGCUCGAGAAGGUUUCCGUCAUUCUCUUCUUGAACAAGGAGGACUUGCUCGAGGAGAAGAUUCGCGUCAAGGCACUCCCUGCUGACGAGUUCCCAGACUACAAUGGCGGCAACAACCCAGAAGCUGCCAAGGCCUACAUCAAGGACAUUUUCAUGAAGAUUGGCCGCGAAACCGAGCACAAGCGCGUCUACCCGCACUUCACCACUGCAAUCAGCACUGAGAACGUCAAGCGAGUGUUUGAUGCCUGCAAAGAUAUCAUCCAACAGUUGCAUCUCAUGCAAUACGGUCUUGUGUAAUCCGCUUUUUUGUCAGGUUUUCUUUUUGUGCUAUUUCGUUCAUUCCCUUGUCGUGGCGUGCAUCCAUUCAUGGAUUGGGGGGCUACCCGUGUUUUGAUUGAGCUCCCCUCAUUUCUGGUCUUGUUUUUUUCCUUUCUUUGUUCUCGGAAUUUUGUUUUCCGCUUGGUUCAAACGCUGCUUGAUAUCCUCUGUCCCCUCCCUUUUGUUGUUGCGUUUUAUUGCUUGUACACAUUUUUUGUUUGUUUCGGUCAUGAAUGAAGUUGUCAUUUGUACAUGAGUGUUAUUCAGAAAACAUUGUAAAAUCUGACGCAGAAAAAAGGACCAACGCA
This is a messenger RNA of Capsaspora owczarzaki ATCC 30864, 1529 nucleotides long. Its product is annotated as guanine nucleotide binding protein. The transcript has 5 exons. The record is from RefSeq and is a predicted model, not a curated record. Gene Ontology annotation, cellular component: heterotrimeric G-protein complex. Gene Ontology annotation, biological process: adenylate cyclase-modulating G protein-coupled receptor signaling pathway. Bases 139 to 1200 code for a protein of 353 amino acids. NCBI's taxonomy places the organism in Eukaryota, Filasterea, Ministeriida, Capsasporidae. Gene Ontology annotation, molecular function: G protein-coupled receptor binding; guanyl nucleotide binding; G-protein beta/gamma-subunit complex binding.